Messenger RNA from Candidozyma auris, 1002 nucleotides. RefSeq lists its product as uncharacterized. NCBI's taxonomy places the organism in Eukaryota, Fungi, Ascomycota, Pichiomycetes, Serinales, Metschnikowiaceae. The record is from RefSeq and is a predicted model, not a curated record. The transcript has a single exon. Bases 1 to 1002 code for a protein of 333 amino acids.
AUGGCACACGUUGCCAAGGGCAUGCAGCGCACCGACCCGUUGAUCUUGGAGCACCCAAUGAAGUUCUACAACAAGUACAAAUCGCUGCCUGGGGCGCUGGGGAUGCCUGGGUUUGGCGCCAGGGUGGUCGCGGGGGACGAAAAACUCACUUGGGUGGUGAGGCCUGAGGGAGCGAAAAAAGCCCUUCUCUUUCUCCAUGGAGGCGGCUACUGUGUGCCCAUGACGGGAACGCAGUUUGUGGGCAUCAUGGCCUUGUGGUAUGCGGUGGACCUGGAGAAAAGACACAACUUGGCCAUAGCCAACUUGGACUACUCGCUCACGUCGCGAGGCUACAGGUACCCGACCCAGAUCCACGAGGCCGUUGAGGCGUAUAGGGUUCUCGGUGGUCUAGGGUACGAGGAGGUGAUGGUGAUAGGCGACCUGUGUGGGUCCAACUUGGCGUUGGCGCUCGCGAGGUACGCUUCGUACCCGGAAGAGGCGAGGGCCCAUUUUGCUGGCUACACUCAGUUUCAGUGGAACUUUGACCCUCUCCCGCCCGUCAAGCAUCUUCUUCUUGUGGCUCCGUGGCUCCAUCCCUACAGAGCGCCUGAAAAGUACCCUGGAAUCAACUACGAGGGCGACUUGGGGUCCCACACAAGCGACAUGGGCGACUACUACAUCGAGGGCCUGAGCAAAGACGACGUUUGGCCGUGGGUGGAUUUCCACCGCACCAACUACACCGCCCACUGGGCCAAGGUGCCAGCUUUCAACGGCGACGGCAGCACGUUGGUAUUGUACGGCGAACGAGAGGUGUUCAGGAAGGGCCAGGAGGACUUUUUCCGUCGCAACGGGCUCCACAAAUUCUCUGUGCACAUGCAGCCGGGGGCCAUUCACGACUCGAUGUUUUACGUGGAGCCCAUUGAUUUGAAGUCUUGGAGGGGCCAACAGGAUAUGGUUUUGGGGAAGCACAAAUCGAAGUUUUCGUUCCACUUGGCGGGCAAGUUCCUCGAUGGUGUACUUUAG